This is a messenger RNA of Lodderomyces orthopsilosis Co 90-125, 2010 nucleotides long. RefSeq names its product Hcs1 protein. Lineage: Eukaryota; Fungi; Ascomycota; Pichiomycetes; Serinales; Debaryomycetaceae. The transcript has a single exon. The coding region runs from base 1 to 2010 and encodes 669 amino acids. Gene Ontology annotation, molecular function: ATP binding; ATP hydrolysis activity; 5'-3' DNA helicase activity. The record is from RefSeq and is a predicted model, not a curated record.
AUGAGCUUAUUCAGCAAAUUCAAAGCUGCCAUUUUGAAAGAGCAAGAAGAGGAUGUAGCCCAAACCACCGAGUACAUCAAUGCUUACCCACCAAAGAAGCUUGCCCAGAUGGGUCUUGCGGUAAUAAACUUGAAUAUUUCAAAUAUGAGGACUGGUAUUGGUGGCAAGACAAUUUUGGAAUUGCAGUUGGACAAUGCUAUAAGCAAUGGAGAUCUAUCCUCAGCCUCGAUGAAAACGGGUGACAUCGUGAGGAUUGAUAAGAUGACAAAAGCAAAGAAGAAAGACGAAGAGAGCAAGGAGAAGGACGAAUCUAUUGAGGCUGUAGUUGUUAAGGUUUCUAAUUUGACAAUUACCGUUUCGGUAGAUGAGUCCGCUGGGGACGACAAAGUACUUAACUACUACAACAACACCAAUGAUUCAACUAGAAUAUGGAUCGUCAAAUUGUCCAACGCGAUUACAUAUAAGCGAAUGAUCACAACCAUGAAUAAAGUACUUGAAUUAAAAGAAAGUGAGAAGAACGACAUCCACAAGUUACUACUCGGGGAAACUAAAUAUACUCUAUCAAAUGGUAACUCUAGUAUCGAUUUCUUCAAUCGCGGCUUGAACCGAUCUCAAAAGUCUGCAAUUGAUUUUGCAAUCAACAAGUCCAAUAUCUCAAUCAUCUUUGGGCCGCCAGGAACGGGUAAAACUAUGACGUUGGUUGAAUUAAUUCGACAGUUGACGACUCGAGGGGAGAAAGUUUUGGUUUGUGGUCCAUCCAAUAUUUCUGUUGAUACAAUUUUAGAGAGACUUGGAGAACAUUACAAAGCAGGCGAGUUGGUACGAAUUGGACACCCAGCUAGACUCUUACCCGUCAACGUUCAACAUUCUCUUGAAGUUCUUUCCAAGAGUUACGGCAGAGACGUGAUCAAAGAUCUCGAGAACGACAUUCAAUCAGUUUUAGGCAAGAUCAAAAAGUGCAAGAGAUACGUAGAGAGGAAAACAUUGUAUCAAGAGUUGAAACUGUUGAAGAAAGAGCUAGUUCAAAGAGAGAGAAAAAUUGUUCACGAAUUGCUUAACCAAGCAAAGGUCGUUCUUGCCACAUUGCAUGGUGCUGGCUCUUAUGAUUUGAAAAGAAGUGGUGCCAAUUUUGACUCCAUCAUUAUUGACGAGGUAUCACAGUCUCUUGAGCCCCAAUGUUGGAUCCCAUUACUACACAACGACAAAUUCAAGAGGUUGGUGAUUGCUGGUGACAAUAUGCAACUACCACCAACUAUAAUGUCAGGCACAGCCACUCUUUUGGAAACAACGUUAUUUGACAGACUAGUCAACAAAUUGGAAGGUGACAAGUUUAAAAAAUUGUUGAAUGUUCAGUACCGAAUGAAUGAUAGUAUAAUGAAGUUCCCUAGCAUGCAAUUAUACGAAGACAAAUUGAUAGGUGACGAGUCUGUUAAAGAAAUCAAGCUCACGGAUCUUCCCGGUGUUUCUAGAAACGACGAAACUAAUGUACAAUGUGUUUGGUACGACACGCAAGGGGGUGACUUUCCUGAGCAAAAAUUAGAAUCAAUAAAGGGAGAUUCAAAGUACAACGAAAUGGAAUUACAAAUUGUUAGGGGCCAUGUAAAGAAAUUGAUUGAGAGUGGGGUACCGCCCCAAGAUAUUGGAAUCAUUGCCCCGUAUGCGGCCCAGGUGCAACUUCUAAAAAAGCAACUAGGUCCUGACUCAUUAAUUGAAGUGAGUACAGUUGAUGGAUUUCAAGGUCGUGAAAAAGAGGUUAUCAUCUUGACCUUAGUGAGGUCCAAUGAUGAAAGAGAUGUUGGAUUCUUAAGUGAAGAACGAAGAUUGAAUGUGGCAAUCACUAGACCAAAGCGACAACUUUGUGUCAUUGGUGAUUUACAGUUGAUGAAUGAUUCAGGGCACAAAUUUCUUCAGAGCUGGAGCAAGUACGUCGAAGAUGGUUUCGAGGAUGGGAAAUCAGUAAGACCAUAUGAAAUUGUGUAUCCAAACAUUGAUGAUUACGCUGACUGGUAA